CGGGGUUCUGUCCUUCGAAGUAUUGCACCUUUUCCUUUCCGUCUUCCUCCGAGCGAUUGGACCCCGUCCUUCAUGAACAACAUCACAACCCAAGCUCGAUGCCGCACAAAACAAUGGAUGAGCAGGCCAGGGCGGCCUAUGAGAGUCAGUGCCUCCAACUGCGGGCCGAGCUCAAGAAAUGGGAGAGCGACUGGGCAAUUGCGCACGCCGGGAAGAAGCCCGGCCGUGACGACAUCAAACAAAGGCCAGACAUUGGUACGUAUGCCCACCGCCUCGUUCGAUGCGUGCGUGCUCUCUUCGGCUAAGACAGACGGCUUCGCGGACUGCAGCCCACAAAUACAAACAGUACAACAAGCUACGGGACAUACUCGCAGGCAAGCUCCCGCCCCCGCCGUCCGGUCCCGUAGAAGACGCCCGCGGCCACCAGCAGCGCAAGCGGACCCAAUCCGACGCUGCUCUCCCUCCCCAGACCCCAUCCAAGAGAUCCAAGCCGGCCCAGACGCCAAAGAAGACGCACCUUUGUCAGUCCGACGCCGUGGAGGCCGGUACUCGCACGCCUUCGGCACGUCACGCCGCCGCCGCCACCCCCUCUAUGAAUCGAGCGUCCCUUACCCCGGCCGCAGCGGCGCCGACCUCGAUCAGCCCAACUCCGCAGAAAGACGGCCGCGUCCUGGGCCUCUUCGACCUGCUCGGUCGCACCCCAUCGGGGUCCUCCGCGGGCCCCCCAACUGCCGACGCCCACCCCGUCGUGGCGACUCCAAGUAAACGAUGUACCAAUGAUGCGUUCCCCCAACCAACAGCGAUCCCAUCAACGGCCAUGACGCCGACCUCUGCCCGCUUCGCCACCACGCCGCAGUCCAGGCGCACCACAGCCAGGGCUGCAGCGGCCCUCCACAGCAGGAAGGACAACGGCAACGCGCCCUUCAGAACCCCGACGAUCAAUCGGAACUCCGAGGAGAAGCCCAACGGUAACGCCACACCUUCAAACGCAACCCCGUCCUUCCUGCGCCGGCGGACCGUCUCGAUCGGAAUGUCGGCGGCGGCGGCGGCAGCCAGCAGAACGGGCCUUGCGCGCAUCGAUGAGAAGAAGGAGGAAGGGGCCGCCAACGACGGCGGCAGAACGGACGAGGAGAAGGAGGAGGAGGAGGCGUGGAGAAAAAUCGGCCCGCUGAGGCUGCCGCGGAAGCUGGGAUUUGGACGGAGCCUGAGCAGCGUGGUUGCCGACCUGAGGAAGAUGGAAGAGGAAGCCUUUGGCGACGACGAGGAGGCUCUGCGGGAGAUGGAGAUGGCGGGCUCGAGCGGUGGCGGGGGAAUCGAUCGACCUCUCACUGUUGACAAGACGAUGCGGAAGCGAGGGGCCGGGACCAAGGAUAGCCAGGGGGCGGCGGUCCAACUGGGCCGCGAUCCGCCCGGUAAGGCGGACGCUCGAGGAACAACGGAGCCCGCGGUUGGGCUGCUGUCGGGCUUCGACGAGGAAGGACUCUACGACAGCCCUGACGAGGAGGAACAGAAAGGAGCACAGCAACAACCCCUCCGGCAGUUCAAGAAGCGCGGCCAAAAGCGCACCACCCGGUUGGUCAAGAUGCGGCCGACCCGCACCAAACGGCCUACGCAGGCCAAUGUUGAAGACGAAAGUGACGAAGCGGAAGUCGACGACAUGGUGCCCGAGACACAAUUGGACGCCUCUUCCGAGCCCGCUGCAGCAGCCGGUGACGACGGCCUGCGCCUCUCGGAGGUCGACUCCGCCUCGGACGCUGACUUUGACGCCGCCGCCGCCGCCGCCGCUGACGACGACGACGAGGACGAGGAGCGAGGAGGCAAGUCCAAGACGAAGAACUCUCGGUCAGCAACGGCCAAGAACAAAGACAAAGACAACAAGACCAACAACGGCCGCAGCGGCAGCGGCGACGGCGACGGCAAGGACAAAGGCGAAGGCGUCGUCAGGCGGGCCGUGCGCAAGGUCAAGGCGACGGCGCACGCCAACUUCAAGCGUCUCAAGCUGCGGAACUCGGGGGCCAAGGGCGGGCCGGCGCACAACAGUCGGUUCAGGAGGAGGCGGUGAACGAGCAAGCAAGCAAACAAGCAGGCAGGCAGGCAAGCAGGCGGGGUUGUGUGGCAUGUACCCCCGGGGGGAGAGGGGGGGGCUGCUCCGCAUGGAGCUCUCACAACAGUUUAACGACUCACUACUGCAUGGGGUGGCAUGGCAUAGCAUGGCAUGGCAUAUGGGUCGUUUUGCAGGUAUACAUAACAUACCCGGGGUUGCUGGGGCGCGGUCGCAUGGCGUUGGGAGCAUGGCUUUUGUGUGGAAAUGGUUGCUUGGUAGAGAUGGCAUGUCUGGGUCUCCUGCUGUACUCGCUUUCAAAUACCCACGGAAACGCUAUUCUGUAUGUCCUAGCGAGUGAACUGAACUGCCAGCUUUGGUGAACAAGUGUACCCCGUACAGGGCUUCCUUCUGAUCACGGUUACGCCACAGACAUGGGCUAAACCUCGCCGUGUCCCGGUGAGAGAGUGUGGCCGCCGUAGUUAGACCACGUUAGCG
Thermothelomyces thermophilus ATCC 42464 is the source of this 2539-nucleotide messenger RNA. RefSeq lists its product as uncharacterized. The record is from RefSeq and is a predicted model, not a curated record. The coding region runs from base 818 to 2062 and encodes 414 amino acids. Lineage: Eukaryota; Fungi; Ascomycota; Sordariomycetes; Sordariales; Chaetomiaceae. Gene Ontology annotation, molecular function: single-stranded DNA binding; DNA replication origin binding. Gene Ontology annotation, cellular component: DNA replication preinitiation complex. Gene Ontology annotation, biological process: DNA replication; double-strand break repair via break-induced replication; mitotic DNA replication preinitiation complex assembly. The transcript has a single exon.